UUCGGGAGCCAUUGAACUCAACACAGCAGAUUAUUUCCGUGUUGGCCGGGCUACCUAUGUAGAGCCGUUGCACUUGUGGGAGGGGUCGUCACUUGCUUCGGACUUCACUACUAACUUCUCCUUCGUUGUGGACACUCUUAACAAAAGCAGCUUUGCUGAUGGGUUUGCCUUCUUCCUCGCUCCGGUCCACUAUCCCAUUCCACCAAACUCCGGCGGUUGUGAUCUAGGCUUGUUCAACACCACCACUCGUUUUGCAGCCUCCCAAAACCAGCUUGUGGUGGUUGAGUUCGACACUUUGUCCAACCCCUGGGAUCCACAGGGGCCGCACAUUGGGAUCAACGACAAGACCAUCGCCUCAGAUGUUCAUGCCAGCUGGGAUCCUGUCCUCCACAGUGGGAAAGAUUGUCAUGCACGGAUAACAUACAAUGCUACCACCAACCACCUCAUUUUGUCUUGGACAUACGAAAAAAGUUUGGCGCCGAAUGAUUCUUCCCUUUCCGUUACUAUUGACCUGAGAAGGUCUCUCCCGGAGUGGGUUACAAUUGGAUUUUCAUCUGCUACAGGCCUUGUUUUUGAGCGGCACGUUAUAAGUUCAUGGGAAUUCAGUAGUUCAGAGUUGAACUCCGAUGUGAGCCAAAGGAAGAAUAAAAAGGAGAGGAGGAUAGUCUUGAAGAUUGUGGUCGCUGCAGCAGCAGCAGUUCUUUUCUUGAUUUUGAUGCUUUAUGUGGCCUACCGGUGGGUCGUACUGCAGCGGAUAAAGAGGACUCGUGGAGAUAGAAUUGAGUCGAAUGAAUCCUCCAGUGUUGCAUUGUCCUCCAUAAAUCCAAGACAAUUUACUUAUCAAGAACUGGUUGCAGCCACCAAUGGCUUCGCAAACGAUAGAAGGCUAGGCCAGGGAGGAUCAGGACAAGUUUAUAAAGGGAUCAUUCAAGAUCUAGGAUGUGUAGCUGCUGUGAAGAGAAUCUUUGCACAAUCCGACAAGCACCAUGAGAAGAUCUUCAUCAACGAAGUCAAAAUCAUAAGCCGCAUUAUACAUAAAAACUUGGUGCACUUCGUUGGAUGGUGUCAUGCGCAAGGCGAAUGCAUGCUUGUUUAUGAAUACAUGCCUAACAGUAGCCUUGACACGCAUCUAUUUGGCUCUAGAGCAACCUUGCAAUGGGAGUUUAGGUAUAGAAUAGCUUUAGGCUUGGCCUCGGCGCUUCAUUAUCUACACGAGGAUGCAGAGCAGUGUGUCCUUCAUAGGGAUAUCAAAUCAGCUAAUGUUCUGCUGGACAACGAUUUCAACACUAAACUUGGUGAUUUUGGGAUUGCUAAGCUCGUGGAUCCGCGGCUACGGUCUCAGACUACAGGGGUAGUCGGGACUUUUGGAUACAUGGCUCCAGAAUAUGUUAUUCAAGGGAGGGCAAGCAAAGAAUCAGACAUGUUUAGCUUCGGAGUUGUGGCCUUGGAAAUUGCUUGUGGAAGGAGGACUUACCAUGAUGGAGAAUUUCACUUACCACUUUAUAGAUGGGUUUGGCAUUUGUACCUAGCAGAAAAUUUACUGGAUGCAGCUGAUGAGAGAUUGGGUGUAGAUUUUGAUCAAAAUGAAAUGGAGUGCUUGUUAAUUGUUGGAUUAUGGUGCACUCACCCCAACAGCAAAGAAAGGCCAAAAGCAGGACACGUGAUUAAGGUUCUCCGACUUGAGGCACCAUUGCCAAAUCUUCCACAUAUCAUGCCUGAUUACCCAAUGCCUCAACCUCAGCAACAAGUUCAAUCUGGUUCCUCUCAGCCUCAGUUGUCACUAACUUCUAGUUUCAACUCUGUAGGUCGUUAA
This is a messenger RNA of Rosa chinensis, 1813 nucleotides long. RefSeq names its product L-type lectin-domain containing receptor kinase IX.1. The transcript has a single exon. Gene Ontology annotation, biological process: protein phosphorylation. Lineage: Eukaryota; Viridiplantae; Streptophyta; Magnoliopsida; Rosales; Rosaceae. The coding region runs from base 716 to 1813 and encodes 365 amino acids. Gene Ontology annotation, cellular component: plasma membrane. Gene Ontology annotation, molecular function: protein kinase activity; ATP binding. The record is from RefSeq and is a predicted model, not a curated record.